AUGCGGGCUACUUCUAUUGCUGCCAGCUCUCUGCUGGUGGCCAGUCAAGCUCUGGCCUCUGUUGCGCCUCGUCAGCCCUAUGCACACCCAGCCCAGCCCCAGCACAAGCGAGCUGUCGAUGAGUGUGCUACUACCCAGAAGAUUGCUCCCAAGAUUCUGAUCAUCAGCAUGUUCUAUCCCGAGGCUGAUAUCUGGUACGACAACCUGCCCAGCAGUGGCUAUGGAGACUUGUUUGCCCAAAACAUUUCUGUUCCUGGUCUUUCUCCCAUCUACCCUCAGGUUCACUGCACUGCCUCGGGCGAGAUUUGCCAGGUCACUGCUGGCGAGGCUGAGAUCAAUGCUGCCGCAUCCAUCUCUUCUCUUAUGCUUUCGACCAAGUUUGACUUUACGUCAACUUACAUCCUCAUGAACGGAAUCGCCGGUGUUUCCCCCAAGCUGGCUACCCUUGGCAGUGUGGCCAUCUCCAAGUUCUCUGUCCAGGUUGCUCAGCAGUACGAGUUCGAUAUCCGUGACCUCAACUCCAGUUUCCCCUCUGGCUACAUUGCCUACGACACUGGCUUCCCUGGCGAAUACCCCCAGGAAUCCUACGGCACUGAGGUCAUGGAGCUCAACGAGGCCCUCCGCGACCUGGCCUUUUCUUUCGCCUCUCAGGCUACGCUGAACGACAGCACAACUGCCCAGACAUACCGUGCCAGAUACACUACCGACGACGACGCCUACGCUGCCGCCAUGGCUGCCCCUGGUGUAGUCAAGUGCGACAGUGCCACCAGUGACGUUUACUACUCUGGAAACAUCCUUGCCGAGGCCUUCGACAACACCACCAAGGUCUGGACCAACCAGACUGAGUACACCUAUUGCAUGACUGCACAGGAGGACUCGGCUGUGCUCCAGUCCAUCAUGCGUGCUGACCUGGCUGGUCUCGCUGACUACGCCCGCACCAUUCUCGUCCGUACUGCCUCGGACUUUGACCGCCCCCCACUGGACGGAACUGCCUACGACCACCUUCUGAUUGAUGAUCAGGGCGGUUUCACUCCUGCUGUGGAGAACAUCUACCUGGCUGGUAUCGAGAUCGUCAAGGGCAUCCUCACCAGCUGGAACUGCACCUUUGCUGCUGGCAUUGAGCCCACCAACUACAUUGGCGACAUCUUUGGUUCCCUCGGUGGAGAGCCCGACUUUGGCCUUGGUAGCGUCUUCAGCGGCGAGGGUGCUCGGACUGACGGCUCGUCUUACACUGGAUACAUCAAGAGAAGCAACUAUGGCAGACGCGGCUUCUACAAGAGCCCCAAGGCUGCUCGCCUCAUGCACUAG
Messenger RNA from Pestalotiopsis fici W106-1, 1308 nucleotides. RefSeq lists its product as uncharacterized. NCBI's taxonomy places the organism in Eukaryota, Fungi, Ascomycota, Sordariomycetes, Amphisphaeriales, Sporocadaceae. Gene Ontology annotation, cellular component: endoplasmic reticulum. The coding region runs from base 1 to 1308 and encodes 435 amino acids. The record is from RefSeq and is a predicted model, not a curated record. The transcript is spliced from 3 exons. Gene Ontology annotation, molecular function: catalytic activity. Gene Ontology annotation, biological process: nucleoside metabolic process; transmembrane transport.